AUGGUGGAUCCCAAGGGAGAGGAUGACGCGAUCUUCAAGGAUAGUGAGGCAGACUCGGACUGUUUGAGUGAUCGCAAGUACGCUUUGGACGAACAGAAGUACGGCACGAACGCAUUGUAUGUACCAGAGUGUACACCAGAUGGACGAUACCAGCGUGUACAGUGUUACCGCUCAACAGGGUACUGUUGGUGCGUGAACGAAGAUACCGGCAAGAAUAUUCCGGGCACAUCGACAAAGGACGAGAAACCUGUCUGCGAUCAGUACGCAUCCUCUACGCGUCCGAUGAAAGGAUGUCCCGAGGAAAAGAAGGUAGAAUUCCUCAAGGAUUUGAAGGCAUUCCUGAGCAAACAGGUGUCGACAUCGUUCGCAGGCAAAAUUAUACCCGUUUGGAAUACCGAGGAGGAAAAGAUCGCUAUAUUGAGCUUUGUGCUUUUGGACAAAAAUCAAAACAAACAACUGGAGCGGAAGGAAUGGAAAGCUUUUCGUGAGCUAGUCACCGCUACAAGACAACUUCGCAAAUGUGGCAAAAAAAUGCCCCGCUAUUGUGAUGUAAACAGCGACCGGAAGAUAACACUCUCCGAAUGGAUGAGUUGCUUGGAUGGUAAACGAAACAGUUCGGUGGACGUGGCAGCCAUGAGCGCACCCUUGGUGCAGGCUGAGUUGAAGUCUUCUAGCAGCAGCAGCAGCAGCAGCAGCAGUAGUAAUGGUGGAAGCAGCACUAUCACAUCCUCAGCGACUAGCUCAAAGUUUAAGGGAAGAAACCCAUUAGAGUUUGUGCUGAAGAGUGACUAG
Anopheles funestus (African malaria mosquito) is the source of this 792-nucleotide messenger RNA. RefSeq names its product SPARC-related modular calcium-binding protein 2-like. Bases 1 to 792 code for a protein of 263 amino acids. The record is from RefSeq and is a predicted model, not a curated record. The transcript is spliced from 4 exons. NCBI's taxonomy places the organism in Eukaryota, Metazoa, Arthropoda, Insecta, Diptera, Culicidae. Gene Ontology annotation, molecular function: heparin binding; extracellular matrix binding; calcium ion binding. Gene Ontology annotation, biological process: extracellular matrix organization. Gene Ontology annotation, cellular component: basement membrane.